Molecule: messenger RNA, 4541 nt
Organism: Oreochromis niloticus (Nile tilapia)
Lineage: Eukaryota; Metazoa; Chordata; Actinopteri; Cichliformes; Cichlidae
Product: ankyrin repeat and BTB/POZ domain-containing protein 2
Exons: 17
Coding region: 816-3914 (1032 amino acids)
Cellular component (GO): nucleosome
Molecular function (GO): DNA binding; structural constituent of chromatin; protein heterodimerization activity
Source: RefSeq, a predicted model, not a curated record
CUUUUUGCUAAAGCAUAUCAGGCACACUGCCUAGGCUGCUGGGGCCUUCCCAUGAUGCACUGGGCAUUUCUUUUUCAUUCACCUCUUUUGACUCUCCAUGUGUUUUUACACUUCAAUCAUUAUUCAUUCAUUUAAAUCUAUGGUUCUCUCCCAUGUGUCUUUUUUCCAGCCAGUCGUGGCAGAUGGCUGGUCCUCCCUGAGCCUGUUUUUUGCAGUUAAAAGGGAAUUUUUCUCUUACUGUUGCCAAGUGCUUGCUUAUAGGGUGGUGUUUGAUUGCACCAUAAGUUACAGUGGUGGUGUACCCCAGUGAGCCACGUUCGUUGUAUAGGGUUAACCCUGAAUUUACCUGAAUAAGAUGAAAUCUUGCAUCAUAGCAGAGGCCUCAGGUUCCUUAGCUUUAAAUAAGGUUUUUGUUUGUCUCAGAGGACAAAUUUUAAUUUGUGUUGUUCGUGCUGGCUUUUAACAAAAUAUGUCUCAUCUGGGCUUUUCCAACUUGGAAAGUAAAAACAUCAUACACCAGACUCUUUUUUUUAUCAAUGACUUUAACACACCCACAGACAAUCACGCGUAGUUAUAGCCACAGGGAGGUGCUGACGGGCAGGGUGGAAAGGAUGUUGUGGCACGACUAUUACCUUGAAUUUGAUUGGUCGCUUGUGCGUGAAACACUCCGUCCCUCUUUAAACUGUGGUCAGGUUUGGUACAGCCUCUCCUACAGCUGUGUGUUUCUGGCAGCUGGAUGUAGGAGCCGCACUUCUUUAAAAUUGGAAUGGUAAACACUAGCUGGGUUCUUUAUUGUGCGUAAAGAGCUCCACAUCAUGUCCAACAAUGUGUUGAUUAAAAGCCUAGAGGGCCUGUGCCUGGAUUCGGGUUAUAUGACGGGGGAGAACUGCCCGUCACUCAGCCUGUCCUCCUCGGGCAGGUCGGGGCACUCGCAGCCACAUAUUAACACACCUCACCGGGGUCCCAGCUGGCAGCACGCCGGCUCCCUAUACAGCAGAAACGGCAGCUGGGACACUGUGAGCACGCUGCCGGAGGACGUGACAGAUAUCCUAGCUAAAUGCCCCUUUCUGCCCGAGCUGGAAGAGUAUCCCUGGAUCGAACAGGAGCUGCUGGAAGUUGUGCGUAAAGUUACCGGCUCGCGUGCGUCAUACACGAGGGAAGCGGUCCACCGGCUCUCUGUCCUGCUCCGGAGAGCUUUGGUGCGCAUCUCCCGGGAGGCUCAGCGUCUGAGUGAGCUGCACAGGCGGUGCACACGGCUGGAAGUGCAGAGCGCAGUGAGGCUGGUGUUGAGCUGGGGUCUCGCCGAGAAGUGCAUCUCAUCUGCUGUGAAGGCGGUGUCCCUGUACUGCAUGAACUCCGGCAACACCGCGCGUCAGCGCGGCAAGUCCUCGCGCUGCGGGCUCACGCUCUCCGUGGGCCGUUUCUUUAGGUGGAUGGUGGAAACGCGGGUGUCGGUUCGCGUGGACGAGUACGCUGCAGUGUGCCUGGCAGCCUGUGUCGAAACUUUGGCGGAGGAAGUGGCAGGACGUGGGCUGCAGGCGGCGAGGCGGACAGCGGAACAGGAGGGAGGGCAGAUCGACGGGGUCAUCUGCGGUCCGGUGACCACCGAGCUGCUGGAUGGAGCUGUGAGCAACGAUGCAGAGCUGUGGGGGCUGCUGCAGGUCUACGAUCAUCUCAUAUGUGGCAAAAAUGCCAGUGGUGAGCUGUCACUCCCAGCCCACAUCAGCCCAUACACAGAGAGCAGGGAAGAUGCCUACAUCCAGAUGGAGCUGCGGAUGUUGGAGCAGGCGCUCCUUGCCACCUGCGUUGGCAGCAUUGGAGAGCUCAGUGAUCUGGUGUGUCGAGCAAUGCACCACAUGCAGCGUCUAAGAAGCUCGAGUCCCUCCAUCAGCCACUCUUCCUCAGCCAAUCAGAUGCCAGUAUCCUGGGCUCCAGAUGCCCUCCGCACACUCUACUACUUCCUGUCCAGCCCACAGAUGGAAUCAUUGGAGAAUCCCAACCUUGACCCUCCAACCACGACACUGAGCAGAGAGAGGCCAUUCCUGCUCCUCCCUCCUCUCAUGGAGUGGAUCCGUGUUGCCGUGGUGCACACUGAACAUCGCCGUAGCCUAUUGGUCGAUAGUGAUGAUGUCAGACAGGCGGCCAGACAGCUUUUGCCAGGACUAGACUGUGAGCCCAGGCAGCUGAGGCCAGAGUGCUGUUUCCAGUUGUUUAAAUGUCUGGAUGCAGAAGCUGCUUCAGCUAAAUUCCAGUUGGAUUUAGGAUUCAGGAUGCUCUCAUGUGGCCGAGCAGACCUGCUCCACCACGCCGCCCGGCUUCUAGGAGCUGAAGGUGUCAACACUAUAGACGAUCAGGGAAUGAGCCCUCUAAUGUACGCCUCAGCAGCAGGAGAUGAGGCACUAGUGCAGAUGCUUAUUGAAGCCGGAGCUCACCUGGACAUGCAGGUCCCUGGCAGCUCUGCCAAACAUCCGUCUGUUUACCCAGGCAGUCGGCACUGGGUGGCCUUAACAUUUGCUGUGCUUCACAGUCACCUGUCCGUGGCUCAGCUGCUUUUGGAGGCCGGUGCAGACGUGGAGGGUGGAGCCUUGCUGGACAGUCAGGAGAGCUCAGCUGAGACACCGCUACAGCUGGCUGCUGCAGCAGGUUACUACGACAUGGUUAGCCUGCUACUCGCUCACGGAGCAGACCCUCUGAUCAAAGUGCAUCAUGGGAAUUCACCGCUGUAUGAAGACAUGAACUGCUUUAGCUAUGCAGCAGCACAUGGGCACAGAAACAUCCUCAGGAGGCUUCUGCAGCAGCCACAGCAAACGAAGGAGGACAUCCUCUCUCUGGAAGAGAUCCUGGCUGAAGGAGUGGAGGAUGAGGAGGAAGAGGAAGUAAAAAUUUCAACACAGCCUCUAGCUCCUGACCCUCCAAGCAUUGUUCCGAGUUUGUGUAAGAACAGGAUGAAAGCCCUGCAGCAGGCAGCCUACUACAGCGCGGAGCACGGCUACCUGGACGUCACCAUGGAGCUCACAGACAUGGGUGUCCCCUGGAGGCUGCACAUCUGGUUAGAGUCUCUGCUCAGAGCCCAACAGCUGUGUAGGGACGAUGUCAUCAUUUCCCUCCUCACAGAGUUCGCCUCUAUCAGGACGGAGGAUUACAGCCCCGGGCUUCUCUCCACAGGCAUCCCGCUCAUGUUCAGCAUGUUGGAGACCAGUAAGGACUACGUGGUAACAAAGCGUCUGGCGACUGUCUUUUCUCUCUGCUACGGCUCGUCUCCCGUUCCUCCGGUCCCACCUUUGGACGUCACUCUGUCCACACAGCUGGAUAUUCAUUUUCUGAACAACAAAGAGAUGUCAGAUGUGACAUUCAUGGUGGACGGACGCCCAUUCUUUGCACACCGAGUGCUGCUGAUGUCUGUGUCAGACAGGUUUCGCCAGCUGCUCACAGAUUCCCCCGAUAACAUCGUCCACAUCAAUCACAUGACCUACGGCACCUUCCAGAUGAUAAUGACGUCUCUGUACUGUGGAGGAACUGAGGGGCUGUCUGUGUCUCCCUCUGAAGCCUUGAAGCUGUUGCCAGUGGCCACUUUCUACCAGCUCCGAGGUCUGCAAAGAUGCUGUGAAAUGUCACUGUCGCAAAGCCUUACUCUGGACAAUGCUGUCAGCAUCUACAAGGCUGCUAAGCACCACGGAGCAGCUGAACUCUGCAGGUUUUGUGAAGGAUUCUUCCUGCAGAACAUGGAUCAGCUCCUGGACAGGGAGGACUUCCACAGCCUGCUGCUAGGAGGUCUCAGUCAAGAGCUGCUAUACCCAGGGCUGGGCACCCGGUCUGGAGUGGACCAAGAUCAGGAUCUACCGGUCCUCCUAAGGGACUUGGAGAAUGUACUUAUCCAGAGACUUUAUAUCCUCCACUCUGCAUGUCGAGAGUAGAAAUGGUGGAAACGUGGACUGUGUUCAGCCACACUCGUACGUGUAUCUGAGAAUAGAAGCCAUACUGUAUAUAGUGUAGACACAUUUUAGUGUAGAAGAAUCCCAGUGUCAAUGAUCGUAAUUAACAGGUCUUAACUGGUUGAAGGUUUUCCUGUUACUCUGGAUUUGACUCUGAUGUUGGUCAGAAAAAAGGAUUAAUGUCACGUUUGGCUCUAGUAAGCUGUGAUGAGUAAACGGAUCAUUUCUUCAUUUUAUUUUUCAGAGUUUUCACUUGGAGGAUGUGUGUUUAAUAAAGAGCUUGACAUUAUCUCAGACCACUUGUUCAAAGCAGGUGUGUUAGCAUUACUGCCUGGAAUUUUAGCCCAUAUUCCGGAAGCAUGCCAACACAGAAAUAUCAGUACUCAUUUAAAAUGCAACCUUAGGAAAACAUUUUCUACUCUGACUUGCUGUCAGAUUCAAUCCUGUUUUUGUGGUAAUCUGAAAAACUGUUGCUAGAUUUUAUUAGCUAGCUCAGCGGUCCCCAACCCCCGGGCCACGUACCGGGCUGCGAGACUUGAGGCUCGGGUGUGAAAUUUAUGUUUUUCAGGGUUUUUAGCUUUAUUUUUUAAAAUCGUUUUUACCGUUAAC